AUGGCGGCUAAUACGUUGGAGCAUCAAAUUAAUGUACCAAAAACACAUCGUGGGCGUAAAUUCCUCUCCAAACGAGAGCCUAAAAUUUAUGAAAACGAUAAACAGACAUUGAUUAUUAGAGGCGCUCAUACGGGCGAAAUCGUGAAUAGCUUCUUGACAGAUCUUUACUUGCUCAAGAAACCACUUGUUAAUAAGCUGAAGUGGAAGAAUCAAGUCCUACCCUUUGAAGACUCCUCAUUUAUUGAACGCAUGUGUAACAAGUACGAUUGUUCUCUUUUUGUAAUGGGAAUGCAUUCCAAGAAGAGACCAAAUAAUAUUGUCAUCGGUCGGUUACAUGAUCAUGAGAUUCUCGAUAUGCAUGAAUUGGGAAUAGAAAACUACGUAUCAAUGCGUUCACUCGAUGCAAAACUCUCUCUUGGUGCGAAACCUGUUCUGAUAUUCUCCGGUGAAGCUUUUGAUGAAGAUGAAGAAUUGCGGCUCCUAAAAUCUAUGCUCAUUGAUCUCUUCAGAGGUCCAAAAGUGUCUUGCGUAAACUCCUCAGGCCUAGAACACGUUAUCCACUUUAUAAUGCCCUCAUCCGAAAAGCUUAUCAUGCGCGUACAGACAAUCAAAUUGGAAGAGCUCAAAAGGCCAUCCAAAGACGGGGGUAACUAUAUGGAGAAUUCACAGCAAGUAGCAACCACAGAAGCUCUGAAAACUCCCUGGGGAUCUUAUGUCCAGUUGGAACUGUGUAAUUCUGCUCCUGAAGUUGACUUUGUUCUUCGACGUCGUCAAGUGCCGUCAGAGGACAAAUGGAAGCGCUCGUUACGAGUGCCAUCCCAAUUGCGUCCAAAAAGGGAUAAGCCCACCAAGAACCGCAGUGUUGACGUUUUCGGCAGUAAGGUGGCCCAAAUUCAUCUGCAGAGGGAGCAUAAUUUGGACAAACUGCGUCCAGGUUCGUCCAUGCGAACUGCACUGACAGGUCGUGUGAAACGCGGGUUUGAGCGGCAACUGGAGACCAAUAAGACAAAAGGCGGGAAGCGGAAAGCGGUGGAUGGAAAUAUUACUAGUGACACGAAUGCGAAACGACAAAAAGUGAAAUGA
This is a messenger RNA of Echinococcus granulosus, 1083 nucleotides long. RefSeq names its product Ribosome production factor. The transcript has 7 exons. The record is from RefSeq and is a predicted model, not a curated record. Lineage: Eukaryota; Metazoa; Platyhelminthes; Cestoda; Cyclophyllidea; Taeniidae. Gene Ontology annotation, molecular function: rRNA binding. Gene Ontology annotation, biological process: ribosomal large subunit assembly; maturation of LSU-rRNA from tricistronic rRNA transcript (SSU-rRNA, 5.8S rRNA, LSU-rRNA). The coding region runs from base 1 to 1083 and encodes 360 amino acids. Gene Ontology annotation, cellular component: nucleolus.